Molecule: messenger RNA, 1558 nt
Organism: Thunnus maccoyii (southern bluefin tuna)
Lineage: Eukaryota; Metazoa; Chordata; Actinopteri; Scombriformes; Scombridae
Product: alcohol dehydrogenase class-3-like
Exons: 10
Coding region: 128-1297 (389 amino acids)
Biological process (GO): formaldehyde catabolic process
Cellular component (GO): cytosol
Molecular function (GO): S-(hydroxymethyl)glutathione dehydrogenase [NAD(P)+] activity; zinc ion binding
Source: RefSeq, a predicted model, not a curated record
CAUCAGCGUCGCACAAGCGGGUACUGUCGUAAAGUCACAUCGCCUCCUAUAAAGGAGUGAGUCACAUCAAUUGGUCGACUUGUUAUGACAGUGGAAUUGUCUUGCUAUUAGCCAACGUCGCUCCAUAAUGUCAACAGCAGGGCAGGUCAUCAAAUGCAAAGCAGCUGUUGCAUGGGAGUCAGGGAAGCCCCUCUCCAUUGAAGAUGUGGAGGUGGCCCCUCCUAAAGUCCAUGAAGUCCGCAUUAAGAUUGUUGCCACAGGUGUGUGCCACACAGACUGGGAAUACCUGUAUGAGACAGGAAAAGGGAUGAAGUUUAGACCGUUCCCAUUAGUUCUCGGCCACGAAGCAGCAGGAGAAGUGGAGAGUGUUGGUCCAGAAGUCACCGAUUUCUCACCAGGGGACAAAGUUAUUCCUCUUUUUCUGCCACAGUGUCAGCAAUGUGAACGAUGUCUCAGUUCUAAAACAAAUCUUUGCAGAAAGAACUGGGCAAAUACACAAGUGGGUGUAUUGGCUGAUGGCACAAGCAGGAUAUCUUGCAAUGGGCAGCAGGUGUACCAGUUCCUUGGUGUCAGUUCUUUCUCCCAGUAUACCGUAGUUCCCGACACCUCACUUGCAAAGAUAAGAGCCGAUGCACCACUGCACAAAGUGUGCCUACUGGGCUGUGGUGUCUCUACUGGUUAUGGCGCUGCUGUUAACACAGGCAAGGUCGAAAAAGAUUCCUCGUGUGCCGUGUUCGGGCUUGGAGCUGUUGGUCUGGCUGCCAUCAUGGGCUGCCAAAUUUCCAGGGCAAAAAGGAUUAUUGGGGUUGACAUCAACCCUGACAAGUUUGAGAAAGCCAAAAUGUUUGGAGCCACUGAAUUCGUCAACCCCAGAGAGCAUAGCAAGAACAUCCAGGAUGUUCUGGUAGAGAUGACAGACGGAGGGGUGGACUUUGCUUUUGAGUGUGUCGGUAGUCCAGCUGUCAUGACCUCUGCGCUGGAGUCUACAACAGAUGCCUGGGGCCUGUGUGUCAUCGUUGGGUGGACAGAGACAGAGGCAAUGAACGUUGUGGUUGAAAAGAUCCUGAUGGGACGCACAUUGAAGGGGACAUAUUUUGGAGGGUGGAAGAGCGUGCAGGAUGUGCCUAAACUAGUAGACGACUACAUGAACAAGAAGCUGAAGCUGGAUGAGUUUAUCACCCACAAACUCCCACUGGAUCAAAUCAAUAAGGCUUUUGAACUUUUGAAGCUUGGGACAAGCAUCCGUACUGUAAUCAGUCUUUGGCCAGAGAAGGCUAAUCCUGAGAUGGCUUCAUGAGUAAGGGCUUAAGCUGUGGAAAGAGACUACUUGAUAAGAAGAUCAUCGUCAUAAUGAUAUUUUGCAUAAAAUUCAGCAAUUUAUUCUUGAUCUCUGAAGAUUAUGCUCAUUUUCCUAAAAGAUAUUGAUUUUUCCCUGCUUGAAUUUGUAGCAAAUAACCAAAUUGGCCGCUAGAUGGCAGUCUUGUGUCAUGAAAAAGCAUCUGUAUGUGUCCAUGAAUACAAUCUAACUUUAUAAAGACGUUGCUUUUCUAUCUGCAAA